Messenger RNA from Bipolaris maydis ATCC 48331, 383 nucleotides. Lineage: Eukaryota; Fungi; Ascomycota; Dothideomycetes; Pleosporales; Pleosporaceae. The record is from RefSeq and is a predicted model, not a curated record.
AACAUUGAACAAAACAAAACAAAUGUACCACCCACCCAACCAGCAAAAGUAUGCACAACUCGAUGCUACAUGUCAUGUCCCAUAUCGAUUCUUUACUUUUUCACAGUACAUUUUCCGAUUGCCAUCCAAUUGUGUCGUUUCCCAUCUAGCUCGGCCCAACAUACCCAACCUUUUUCCCCCUCUCUGCAUACCCCCCUUCUCCCCCAGUAUUAAGAGAUUCGGAAAUUGUUGCAGACUAUUAACCCGCCUCUUGGCACGAGCCUUAGGCAAAACCACCGCAAUCUCCCGACUAUCGCGAAACAGCCCGGUGCCCUCAUUCAUCCCUUACCCACGCAGUUUCGCUUAGCGCCGGGUAAAGCAUCCUAACUAUCGAUACACACACA